UGCAGGUGCUGGAGGUGCAGAGUGUCUGUGAGAAUCAUCCUGGAACAGAAGUCUCUUACAGGCAACAAUGGGACUUGAGAAAAUGGAAAUGGAAGACACAGACUCUGCUCUGAUGGAGAAGGGCAAGAAGCCGCCUGUGUCCAAACCUCCCAACAAAUAUGAGAAGCUGUUCCAGCCCUGCCUGGCCGAGAUAGUGGGGACCAUGUUCUUCGUUUUCAUCGGCUGUGUGUCUGUCAUUGAGAAUGUGCCAGCGGCUGGACGGCUGCAGCCGGCCCUGGUGCACGGGCUGGCUGUGGCAGUGAUGGUGGCGGUCAUGGAUAACAUCAGUGGCUCCCAUUUCAACCCUCCCUUCACUAUUGCCAUAUACCUGUGUGGGGGCAUGGAGCUGGCCAUGGUGGGACCCUACCUUGCCAGCCAGCUGAUUGGAGGAGUUCUGGGAGCUGGAAUGGCCAAGAUAAUGACCCCUGCCGGUCGCUACAACAACGCCACGGGAGCAGCGUUUGAUAUCCUCAAGUCAGAGAGUCAGCUGUCUGGAGCCAUCUUUGGGGAGGUGGCCAUGACCUGCUUGGUCACCAUGGUGGUGCUGCUGGUGGCGGUCAACGGCAAGACAAAAACCCCGCUGGCUCCAUUCCUAGUUGGCUGUACCGUCAUCAUUAACAUCCUGGCAGGGGGUGAUGUAUCAGGAACGUGUCUCAACCCUGCCAGGGCUUUCGGUCCAGCUGUGAUGACCAACUACUGGAGCUACCACUGGGUUUACUGGGUGGGGCCCAUUGGAGGAGGUCUGUUGGCCGCAGCUUUGCUCAGGCUUAUUCUCGGCGAUGAUAAGUUACGAAUUGUUAUGAAAUCAUAACAGCCUCUGAUGUGUGUUUAUUGCCAUAUAAACGACAAUAAAACUGUAAUGUCUGUCUCAUAUACUUUGGAUUCAUGAUGUUUGAUGCUGUACUUUUAUUUUAUUUUCU
Messenger RNA from Morone saxatilis (striped sea-bass), 959 nucleotides. RefSeq names its product aquaporin 8a, tandem duplicate 2 (gene aqp8a.2). Gene Ontology annotation, molecular function: water channel activity. Gene Ontology annotation, cellular component: plasma membrane. Bases 68 to 850 code for a protein of 260 amino acids. The transcript is spliced from 5 exons. The record is from RefSeq and is a predicted model, not a curated record. Lineage: Eukaryota; Metazoa; Chordata; Actinopteri; Moronidae. Gene Ontology annotation, biological process: transmembrane transport; water transport.